Magnolia sinica is the source of this 1036-nucleotide messenger RNA. RefSeq names its product cytochrome b561 and DOMON domain-containing protein At3g25290-like. The record is from RefSeq and is a predicted model, not a curated record. The transcript has a single exon. Lineage: Eukaryota; Viridiplantae; Streptophyta; Magnoliopsida; Magnoliales; Magnoliaceae. The coding region runs from base 63 to 770 and encodes 235 amino acids.
AACUCCCUCUCGUCUCAGUCCUCUCACCCUCGUCUCUCUCAUUCCAUUCCAUCUCAACAACAAUGGCUACUCCUCCUGUAAUCCUCGCCGUUAUUUCUCUCCUCCUCCUAUCAGUACCCACCCAUUCCGCCACGUGCACGUCCCAGACAUUCUCCAAUAACAAAGUGUACUCCCUCUGCACCGAUCUGCCCCACCUCAAUUCCUACCUCCACUGGACCUACGACUCAUCCAACUCCUCCCUUUCAAUCGCCUUCACCGCCCCUCCCGCCAAAUCCAACGGCUGGAUCUCAUGGGGCAUCAACCCCACCGCCACCGGCAUGAUCGGAUCCCAAGCCCUCAUCGCCUACCGCCCUUCCAACGGCUCGACCGUCGUCCAGACCUACAAUAUCAGCUCCUUUAGCCCGAUCGUCCCAGGGAAGAUCGCCUUCGAAGUUCCAGAGAAGCAGGCCGUGUACUCCAACGACGCUAUCACGAUCUUCGCGACGGUCGUCCUCCCAACGGGGACGAAGACGACGGUGAACCACGUGUGGCAGGUGGGGCCCGAAAUGGACGGAUCGAGCCCUAAAAGGCACGAUAUGGCGCCGGCGAACCUGAAUGCCAAUGGUACGUUGGAUUUCAUGAAAGGGGAGACAGUGACUGGAAACAGUAGCAGCGGCGCCGGAGGGAAUUCGUCGACCCCAUCUUCGGUGGGGCCCACCUUCAGCAAUUUCUUCUCAUCUCCGCCGUUGGUGGUUUUGGUUGCAUUGGUUAGCCUUUUGGUAGUGGCCUGAUGUUAGUGUUGUUGUUGUUGUUUUUUUUUUUUUUUUUUUUUCCUUACCUGAGUGCGCAAUUUUUCUCGAUCGCGGUAGCGUUUGGAUGUACGCAAUUGCAAUUUGAAGUGUUUGCUUUUUUCCAUAUUUUAAUGGAUUCGUGAUUGCAAUCCAAUUCGAUAGGGACAUCCAAACACUCCCCCAACAUAUAGAUAAUGUUUUGAUAGAACCGUCUGUACGUUUUGAUUUUCAUUUUGGAAUAAAUAUCGCGGUAGAUUUAGUUCUUA